Messenger RNA from Paraglomus occultum, 2277 nucleotides. The record is from the annotation of a GenBank genome assembly. NCBI's taxonomy places the organism in Eukaryota, Fungi, Glomeromycota, Glomeromycetes, Paraglomerales, Paraglomeraceae.
AUGGAAUACCCUAGUAUUCAAAUGCCUACGCCUCAGAUCGCCACUCAAUCUUCUGCUACCUCUUCGCCUCUUAAUGCUCCACGACAGUCUCCCGCAUCCCCUCAAAAGAGAGGUUCGGGCAGUCCAAUGAGCAAUAUCGAACAAUCAGUAACAAAGUUACUGGUAUGCACCAAGCAACUUUUAGAAGGGUUAACUGCCUGGAGCCAAAAGCGAACAACGGAACAACAGGUAUCGGACAUAUACGUCAAACUGAUUGGAGAAUUCCACGGAGUAUGUCAUGUCUUCAAUCGGGUGGGACUCGAAACAAGUGACCUGAAAGACAUACCCGAAGAACUCCGUAAAUGCCUCGAAAAAGCCUUAAGCGAGGAAGCCUCCCCAGAAUCCCUGGAACAGUACCUUCCUCAAAUCCGUGACGUUAUAAUUUCUCUUCUCCAAGGUCUUAAAGCUAACCAAGCUCUAUAUCGACAAAGAAUGGGGAUUUCGGAAACUACUCGACUAACACGGCAAAUGACAACUGGGAAUGCUUCUCCAAAUUCUACCUUAAAACGAAACAUAAGCGCACCGUCGAGGAAUAAUUUCGUUGGCACUUCUGAUCCGCUCGCUGCAUUGAAGAAAAGCGAUGUUUUGGAAAGACGAGCCUCAAAAAGGCAGUCGGCAUACGUGAUGAAAUCAACUAGGGACGCAAGACGAGGUGGUGUAAGAGGUCCACAGGAGAUGUAUGGGAGAUCAAUUGGACCAAAGAUAUUGGAGGUUAAAGAGGAAUUGGAUGAGACAAUAGAAGAAAGGGAAAAUGGGAAUAUAGAUAGCGAGAAGGCGAAUGUGGAGGUUAAAGUGGAUGGAGAGUCAAAGGAAGUGAUAGAGGAAGAGUUUCAGGAAGCUUCGGAAACUAAUCAGCUACCGGAGAUUAAAGUUAUGGAUAACCUUGAUGAUUCGACGAAAAAGAUGUUGACGUUGUUUCUUCAAGUUGGCAAACAAGUUAAAAAAGUAUCCUACGACGGAGACAUGAGUAUCCCGGCCUUAAGAAUGUUAUUUAUCGAAAAAUUCGAAUAUAAUCCGGGUUUAGAUGAUUUCCCAAAUAUUUACAUAAAGGAUUCCAAGCUUGAUAUACUCUACGAAUUGGAGAAUCUGGAUGAAGUAAAAGAUAAUUCAGUCUUGGCAUUGAACGUUGAAACUCUCGAACAGGUUAAGAAACAUUUUGAUCAGAGUAUUGAGAACCUUACAAAAGAAAUUCGUGAUAUUAAAAAGACGUUCACUGAGAAUGCCGAGUUAUUGCGCCGUGGAAGCGUAUUACUAACAAAUGCAAAUAACCAACGACCUACCCCAUCGGAGACACAGUUCCGAGAAAUAGCUCGUAAGAUGUUGGCUAACGUAAGAAAUAAGGAAGACAAAACAUUACAACAUCCUAGUAAAGAACACUUAGUAGAAAAAAUAACAAACGAAUUACGUUCUCAAUAUGAUGAGAUCCGGAAUCUCCGUAGGGAUCUCGGUAUAAUGCGUCAGCUGUAUAAUGACUUCCGGGGUGGUACCACUUCCCUCAUACAUUCUCUGUCUGAAAAAACCACAGCUAUUAAAGAAUUCGCUCUGACUAAUGUUGGUGGUGCAAGAGCGUUUAUUGAUAGUGGCAAAGCUAAACUGGACGAGAGAUCUAAAAAUCUUUUGAAACGAAUGGACGCGCUACAAGACAUUAUAGAUGAACUGAAAGCCGAUGUCACACAACGUAAAUGGCGUCCGCGUUCAUCGUCCAUGGACCAUAUACAGAAGGAAUCGGCUGCUAUCGCUCAAGAACUUGAAUCAUUAGCACAGUAUGUCAAAACAAUUAAACCAAUGUGGAAGAAGACGUGGGAGGAGGAAUUACAGACUAUUGUGGAGGAACAAAAAUUCCUUAAUCAUCAAGAAGAAUUGGUUGAAGACAUGCAGGAUGACCACGAUAAAAUGUCUGAAGUUUUCAAUCACAUACUGAAAGUUGUUGAGAUUCUAUCAAAGAAAAAGCCAGAAUUCCGUGUUGCGCCACAUGAGGAAGGGUUUGAGGGGUUGAAGACCGUCAUGCAAGAAGUACGUAGCAUAUCGCCCAAUUCAGACAAACGGCUUAGAGCUUUGGAGCAAGCCGAGAAGGCACGCGAACGAGAACUCGCCAAUCGGAUAGACGAGUUCGAAGCCGAACUGAGCGAAUUCGUAGCUCAGAACAAACUGAAGAAGACGGGUGGUGCAGAAGAAGUUGAGCGAGUGCGACAAAAGAAGAAUGAGGAUAAUUUGAAGGAAUUGUUUAAGAAGAAAUAA